This is a messenger RNA of Capsella rubella, 2443 nucleotides long. Its product is annotated as MND1-interacting protein 1. Lineage: Eukaryota; Viridiplantae; Streptophyta; Magnoliopsida; Brassicales; Brassicaceae. The record is from RefSeq and is a predicted model, not a curated record. The coding region runs from base 109 to 2250 and encodes 713 amino acids. The transcript has 3 exons.
GUUUAUAUCUCUCGGCUCUCUCGCAUAACCUUUUUCGCCGAAACUCAUCUUCUCAGCCGAGAAAAACAUUUCAGCCAUCACCGAUCAGUUUUGGUGUAAAAUUCAGAAAUGGGUUGUACUGUGAGGGAGAAGCAUGUGAAACCUAGCCGUAGGAUCCGACCCGUUGCGUUUAGAUCCGACCCGCCUUUGUGUUUGAUCGAGAGGAUUGCUCUGUCGAAAUCAAUCGUUGAGUCGAGUCUCAAAAACCUUGUUUAUCAUCCAGGUCUUAGUGAUUCUGGCUCUGUAAAUUCGAGCCCUAGCGAGGAGAAUAUUUGGGGUUAUUGUACUGAGGAGCAUUUGGAAGAGAUAUUGCUGAAACAUUUGGAGUUUUUGUAUAGCCAAGCUGUUUCCAAGCUUCUUGACUUGGGUUAUGAGGAAGGUGUUGCCAUUAAAGCGGUUUUGAGUAAUGGUCACUGUUAUGGUGAAUUGGAUGUUUUGACAAAUAUAGUGAAUAACUCAUUGUCUUAUCUGAAUAGUAGUAGCGGUGGAUGUGGAGGUGAUAGUGAUGGUAAAGGUGAGGAUCGGUCGGAGACUGGUUUUACGGAUUUGAGAGAUUUGGAGGAGUAUUCUCUUGCUGGUAUGAUUUACUUGUUGCAACAAGUUAAGCCUAAUUUGAGUAAAGGUGAUGCAAUGUGGUGUUUGUUAAUGAGCGAGCUCCAUGUUGGUAGGGCGAGUACUAUGGAUAUCCCAAUUCCAGGGAAUAGGGCUAGUUGUUGUAUUAAGGAAGAUAGUAAUAAAGAGGAUGUUGGUAGUACUUUAGAUCUUGCUGGUUUUAUGGCACCAGCAUUGUGUCGAUUCCAUGGAGGUUGGGAUUUUGGGAAUGGUGGAGGGCCUGAGUUUUCUGGUAAAGGGUUUUCUACAAAUGGUGCUGAGUUAAAACUGCAGAGAGAGAUUGAUUGUCCGAAAAGGUUUAAUCUUUCGCCGUCCAUGAAGUCCUUGUUGAAGCGGAAUGUUGCAGCUUUUGCUGCUGGUUUUCGUGCUAGUAUGAAACAGAAGCAGAUACAGUCUGAAACUAGUGGUGAUAGCAUAUCUUGUAACGAUCCUGUACGUGUGGAAACUUGUGAGCAGCAGCCACGCAAGACAGGGAGUGAAGAAAGUGUUAGUUCGGUGUUGGAGAAAUUCCGUGAUCUGAACCUUGAUGAUAAUCUGGAAUCGGUGGGCAAGGAUGAUAAGGAUUGUGUGAUAGUCAAUCUGCUUCAUCAAGUCAAGGAUCUCGAGAAAAAGUUAAAGGAGAGGAAAGACUGGGCUCAGAAGAAGGCAAUGCAAGCUGCUCAAAAGGUCAGCGAAGAAUUGGCUGAGCUUAAGUCAUUGAAUAGUGAAAGAGAAGCAAUCCAACUGCUGAAAAAGGGUAAAAAAGCUGUUGAAGAAUCAACCAUGAAAAGAUUAACCGACAAGGAAAAUGAACUUAGAAAAGCUAGUGGUCAAAUGGACAGAGCAAAUGUUAUAGUAAGAAAGCUUGAGAAUCAAAAUGCAGAAAUCCGAGCAGAGAGGGAGGGUUCCAAGUUAAGUGCUUCAGAAUCGCUUAAAGCAUGCAUGGAAGAAUCAAAGAAGGAGAAAAAAUGCUUGAAGAAGCUUGGGGCAUGGGACAAGCAGAAGUUAAAGUUGCAGGAUGAGAUUACUGCCGAGAAAGAAAAAAUUAAGGCCCUUUAUAGGACUUUAGCUCAGACUACACAGGAUGAAAAGGAAAUUGAGGCGAAAUGGAGGCAAGAGCAGAAAGCAAAGGAGGAAGCUCAAGCUCAAAUGGAGGAAGAACAACGCUCAAAAGAAGCAGCUGAGGGUCACAACAAGAGAAAGCUCGAGACUCUACGGCUAAAAAUCGAACUAGACUUCCAAAGACGCAAAGAUGAUCACCAAAGACUAGAGCAAGAACUCUCUCGACUCAAAGCCUCUUCAGAUACAGACUCAAGCCACAUAUCGAACAACGCUUGGCAACCCGAAAAAUCCCAAGGAGAAAACAUCGCUAAGCUGCUUGAAGAACUCGAUAAACUUGAAGGGUCUUAUGACAAUGAAGCAAACUAUGAUCGAGAAUGCAUCAUCUGUAUGAAAGAUGAAGUCUCUGUGGUGUUCCUCCCUUGUGCACAUCAAGUUGUGUGUGCUAGUUGCAGUGAUAGCUUCUUUGCAACCAACAACAACGGCGGAAGGAAAGUCACUUGUCCUUGUUGCCGAAGUUUGGUUCAGCAACGAAUCCGUAUCUUUGGAGCAACCUCAUAAAAGCUCGAAAUAACUUCUCUUCUGGUUUCAAAGAGACAUCACAACUUCAGUUUUUACUUUGUAAGUACAAAAAUAAAUGUUUAGCUUCUUCUUGAGAGAUUUUUUAUACUCUGCAAAUUUAUUUUUUUCCCCGAGAAAAUAUCAUGCAUGAUGUAAAAUAAAUUACGAUCGUGAUCAAAAACUUCGUUCGGUU